AUGCACAGCAAAUCUAAUCUGGCUUCUCAGGAAAUUAAAGAUGACAAUGACGUCCAACAGGCACGUCUUGUGAUAAGAUCACGGGUGAUACAAGAAGCCAACAUUAAACAGCAGGAAAGCGAUGGCGAUGGAAUUGAGACAGAAGCAGAGGUAUAUAGAUUUUUUAGAUUGUCAUUCGUACCAUGAGGUUAACGUUAUGUUAGGAGACGGAUGGGGGUGAAAUUGAAUCUGGAGACGAGGUAAGAACUUCAAGAUAUGAUAACCCCAUUUCCGUAGAACGAAACUAAAAGCACCACAAGGAGGCGGUAGAAUUAGAACCAUCAGUCAAUGGCUCUGACAAAGACUUGGACGAAGACGAAAUGUCCGAAGAAGGUACCGAGAAUGACGAGGACGAGGUGCGUAUUCUAAUUGUACCAACAAAGUACAUUGCUAACAUUAGACAACGAGGUUGAGGAUUCCGAAGCUGUACUGAGUGAGAUGGAGGAGGUAAGUGCUCUAAACUUUUGGCUUUUCAGAUCUAAUCAUACCAGGAAAAUGAGGACUCCGAGACGAUGAUUAGUGGCGAAGAAUUAAACGAACAACAAUCCGAAGAUGAAAUGGAUGAUUUGCAAUCCGAGAACCAGGACGAGGACCAAGAGAGCGCUAUUGAGCUUGGAACUCAGGGGCACAUCAAGACAUCGGAAGAGUGUAGCGAAUUCCAUCGCUUGAGCAAGAAUGGUAGUGACGUGAGAGAGUAUGAAUUAACCUCUGGGCUUAUGGAUGGCGAUAACCAUGAUGACAAGGACGAAAUAAAACCCAUGCACAUCAUCUCUGGAGCGUCUUUGGUGCAUCAGGACAAGGGAGGUGAUCUAAAGCAGCUUUCAACCACUGAAAACGACAAGUUCGAUGUCAAGGGGGACCUCCUGUCAUGUCCACAGGGAAGUGAGAAGCAAGAUAGAACACACCUGGAAAAGGGCCACCCGGAGCUACCUAGGAACGACAAAGAGGAUCCCAGCACUGAACUUUCAGCUGAACAGGAAGAAAGUGGUUUUCCAAAUAAGCCUUCAAUCACCAACGAUAGGAUGGAAGCAAUUGGAGAGGACUCCCAGAGAAGGUUCCAAGAGGGCGAGAGUCCAUCCCGCAAGGAAUCCCGUCAAUACGUAACUCAGGAAAACGUCGAGGUGGAAAAGAACCAUCAUUUUGAAGCCACUAAGUCGGUUAGCGUUCACGAGACACCUGUAAGCGAGGAAACAAAGGAGGAUGUUAUUUCAGACUCCAAGCACGAGGCCGAUAGUGAAAAUGACGCAGAAGAUAUAGAUGAGUUUGACUCUGAAAAUGACGAGCAAGAUCAAGUCUCACAGGGUGAGCAAUCUGAGAUUGAUGCAAGUGAAGUGCAGAGCGAUGAAGAGGAUGAAUAUGGAGAAGACUCUGGUGAUGAUAUCAUGCAAUCUGGCGAGGACGAAGAAAUAUCUGAUAGAGACGAUGACGGAACCGACCACGAUCUAGGUACCGACGAAGAGGUUGAGCAAAUCGAAGAAGAAGAGGAAGAUCCCGAGGAUGUUUUAGGAGAUAUAGCUGAAGCCUAUGAAAACACGGAAGCUCAAAGCCAGGCAGGAUCCGAGGUAGACCUCGAGACUGAGGGCGAGGAUGAAGAAGAAGAAGAAAAUGAGGAGACAGCAGAUGAGGACGAAGGUAUAGAAUCGGUGACAGAAGAUGAUAUCGAUAGUGAUGAUGAUGACGAGGAAAGCGACGAGGUCCUGGAGAGUGAUGAAGAGCAAAUUAGUGAUAACGACGAAGACGAGCAAACAGAUCCCGAUGAUAUUCAAGAUGCGCUCGUUACCGAGGACGAGGACGAGGACGACGAUUCGCAACUUGAUUCAAUUUCAGAGGAUGAAGCCGAGCCAUCAGAAGAGAACCACAAACCCAACGACCCAAAAAACACGAAGACUCCAAAGUCUUCCCCUCCAAAAGCAAAGGUCACUACCAAUGACCUAAAUGAGCUAAACAAGAAAACAAAUGCGCCCGCGAUAACCGAUGACGAAGCAGAUGACGCAGACAGUGAGGAAGAGCCCAGGAUCAAAGCGAGGGUUUUGAGACCAUGGAAGGCUUUUGCGAGGAAUUCGAAGUCUGAAUCAAGGAAGUCUAGGGAGAAGAAGAAGGGUUUGACGACUUCGCUUCUGGGGUCUGAGGUGGAUGGUGAGGAUGAGGACGAGGUGUGUGAUGAGGAGGAGGUCGAUGAUCACGAUGACGAUCAUGAUGAUGAUAAGGAAAAUAACAAGGAUGAAGAAGGACAAAGUGAACAAGAACUAGCUACCGACGAAGAACUUAUCACAGAGGAUGAAGAGCCAGUCACGGAAAACGAAGACGCCGAUCUACAUACUAAGCACGGGAAGAAGUCCUCCAUCAAAAAGAGCUGA
This is a messenger RNA of Hymenoscyphus albidus, 2396 nucleotides long. The record is from the annotation of a GenBank genome assembly. Lineage: Eukaryota; Fungi; Ascomycota; Leotiomycetes; Helotiales; Helotiaceae.